CUUCAUGUCAUAUAUACGUUAUUAUACCUAUUUAUAUUUUCUUUCGUAGAAUAAUUAUUUUACUUGUGAAUCUUCAUCUGUUUAUUGAAUUGAACAGUGUAAAUAGAACUAUUGAUAAGAUAAAGUUGUUAAGAAUAUUUGUGCCCCGAUAAAGCAUUACAAUGGCGUAACACAGCGAUCUAUUCAAGUUAUUUUUAUUGCUAGUUUGAUUUUUUGGCAAAAUGGAACAUUUUGGUUUAUCUCACAUUUUAUAUGAACCAGAUAAAUAUACUCCUGAUACUUUAAACUUGAUUAUUGAUGAAGAAGCUAGAGAAUAUUGGCUAAAUACUUGUGAAAAACUCGUCGAGAAAUAUGUGAAUUUUGCGCUUACUAAUAACGAAGAUCCUACUGUAGAAAUAAGAGCUUUAAAAUUUAAAACAUGCUAUGUGGAAGCUCUUAAAGAGCUUAGAAUAAAUCCUCUUGCUCAUGGACAGCUGACAAUACGAUUACUUCUUGACAUCAACGAAACAUGCCUUCGUUCUCAGGGAUUCUUUGAUUUGUGGAAACAACAGAAGAAAUACGAAAAUGAAGGAGCCCUUGCUGCACUCAGUUCACGUUUGGCCGAAAUUGAUGCUUUGCCUGACAAUAGACAAAGAUGGAUUGAACUUGGCAAAGGUGUCUUAGCAGGGAACAUGUUUGAUUGGGGAGCUCAGGCCGUAACUGAUAUUUUAGAUUGUGGACUCUAUGAAGCACUACAGAAAAUUCAGAAACGACCUUGGCUAUAUGAUGGCUUAGAUAAAUGGCUAGAUAAAUUGGAGAAAACUGUACACCAUUGUGCAGCAGUAUUUGUGGAUAAUAGUGGUGUUGAUAUAGUAUUAGGCAUUUUGCCUUUUGUGAGAGCUUUAUUACUUAGAGGAACAUCUGUAAUGUUAUGUGCCAAUGAGUGGCCAGCUCUAAAUGAUGUCACAUAUAUUGAGUUGGAGGAGAUAUUACAACGCGCUUCCUUAUUAUGCCCUGUUUUGGCUGCUGCAUUGUCCACGGGCGACUUAGUUGUUAGGUCUAGUGGGCAAAGAGGACCAUGCCUGGACCUUAGAACUAUUGGUGUUGGUCUCUGUACUGAAAUGAAAGUCCGUGGUGUGGAUCUUAUAAUAUUGGAAGGUAUGGGAAGAGCAUUACAUACAAACUUAAACGCCCGUCUAGCAGUGGAUUCAUUGAAAUUGGCGGUAGUGAAGAAUGCUUGGUUAGCUCAGCGUCUUGGUGGCCCGUUAUUUUCUGUUAUUUUUAUUUAUGAAGAUAAACCCACCGAAACAUAACAAAAUCACAUUUACAUUAUAUAUACAUGUAUAUUUUUUUUAAUAAACAAAAUAUGAUUAUCUCUGUAUUCAUAUAGAAUAAGUCAUCGUUUGUAAAAAUACAUAGUGGGUCUGACCUAUAGGUGACAUUAAAAUAUAUGUAUACAUAUGUAUGACGGGAUAUUACGGGCCCUUUCACAAAGUGAUUCUGUUAUCAAUUAACUAGUAUUAAUAAAUUAUAAAUAAAAACAGAUUAUUUAGUGUUUCCAUUAAAUUUUAACACUCAGGAGCAACUUAUUUUUUUUAAUUACCUAAAAGGAAAGGGAAAGCGGAAUCAACAUGAUGCGAAUUUCUUCAUCUAUAUGUGAAAGUGAUAUGCUUCUGGAUACUAACGCAUUUUUUAAGUAGUUGGAAUUGAAAACAAGCUGACGUCCCAUA
Achroia grisella is the source of this 1709-nucleotide messenger RNA. RefSeq names its product 4'-phosphopantetheine phosphatase. Gene Ontology annotation, molecular function: ATP binding; pantothenate kinase activity. Gene Ontology annotation, cellular component: nucleus; cytosol. Bases 222 to 1292 code for a protein of 356 amino acids. Lineage: Eukaryota; Metazoa; Arthropoda; Insecta; Lepidoptera; Pyralidae. Gene Ontology annotation, biological process: coenzyme A biosynthetic process. The record is from RefSeq and is a predicted model, not a curated record. The transcript has 5 exons.